AUCACUCAAGAGCUGAUUGAAGCCGGUGCAGGUGGUCGCCUGAGACUGAUCGGAAGAGCAGGCACUGGCGUGGACAACAUCGAUGUUGAGGCCGCGUCGCAAAAUAAAGUGCUCGUCAUGAACACACCUCAGGCGAACUCCCGAUCUGCAGCUGAACUCACGUGCAUUUUGAUACUCAGUCUCACUCGACAUGUUCCUCAAGCUGCUGCUUCCAUGAAGGCCGGAAAAUGGGCCAGAAAAGACUUUAUGGGAGAAGAGGUUUGCGGCGAAUUCGUUCUUUUCAACUGA
Messenger RNA from Ostertagia ostertagi, 288 nucleotides. The record is from the annotation of a GenBank genome assembly. Lineage: Eukaryota; Metazoa; Nematoda; Chromadorea; Rhabditida; Trichostrongylidae.